AUGGGUAUCCGGCGAUCUCAGUACGAAGACUUCGAUGAUGCCAUGCUCCUUUACAUCUUCAAGUACACCGAGAUCGUGCGAGAGCGUCUUUUGCCUGCACACUUCGUCCGUGUCAAUUCGGGUGACGAUGACCAAUGGAAAUUAGGCAAGAAUUCCAAUGGUUUCGCGAGCGUUAACGUUGGUGACGAGAUCGAGCUAUUCUUCCGACCGACGAGAUCAAUCAACCCUGCGACAGGAAGAUUACUGCCACCAGACCUUCCAUGGGAGGGAUUCGUCUGUGACCGUGGAGAAUUGCCAGAGCACACGGGAUGUCACCUGCUACGAGUCCUGCGGCCAUAUUUUGGCUCUGUUGCAGCCCCGACCAUUGUCGCUGCCACUGACGAAUGGGACAAGUAUGGCGAGUUCUGUGCUGUGUAUAUUCGACUCAAGGAGGACACUAAGACAGUGAAAGCGCGUAUUAAUGCCUUUCGUUAG
This is a messenger RNA of Cadophora gregata, 474 nucleotides long. RefSeq lists its product as uncharacterized. NCBI's taxonomy places the organism in Eukaryota, Fungi, Ascomycota, Leotiomycetes, Helotiales, Ploettnerulaceae. The transcript has 2 exons. The coding region runs from base 1 to 474 and encodes 157 amino acids. The record is from RefSeq and is a predicted model, not a curated record.